Mytilinidion resinicola is the source of this 610-nucleotide messenger RNA. RefSeq lists its product as uncharacterized. The transcript has a single exon. The record is from RefSeq and is a predicted model, not a curated record. Lineage: Eukaryota; Fungi; Ascomycota; Dothideomycetes; Mytilinidiales; Mytilinidiaceae. The coding region runs from base 111 to 452 and encodes 113 amino acids.
UCAAAAAUUAUUUCAUACGACGGCUGCCAGCAGACGUUCAGCCUGGCAUCUGGCGGGCCAUCGUCAGCAUCUUGACAGAGAAGGCGGUCCAGAUAUUGACGAAUCCUUCCAUGCUCAAAAGCAGGAGUUUCCGAUCUGAGGUCCUUGAUAUCAUAAAGGCUAGACAGCGAUUCGAUCUUCCGCCAAUCGAACCACCUCAGGCCUUCAUUCAGGUGCUGCUCGAACAGUCGCUGGAAGUUCCAGCCCCAACCUUGCAACCCCCCACUUCCGAAGUACCUCCAGUUUCACGUCCUCCAAGCAUGGCUAUGUCGCGCAGUCUUCCUCGACCGCCUGAGAUUUUCAUUCUUCACCCAGACUCGCAAAGACAAUCCGCACCAUCACCACGUUCAUCACCACGUCUCAUGCCGCAACAGCAGGCUCUGUCGUUGUUUACUUCGUACCUCGCCUUAUAAUUACCAUCGAGUCUAUGAAAAGCACAGUUUAGACACCUACCAUGAAGCUCGACACGAGCCAUCUAAUAAAGUCAACUCGCGUAGUGAUUUUGGCCAAGUUGACAGGAUUAACGCCUCCUCGUGACGAUGCAACCGGGAGAAGAAGUCAUGUGUUCGAA